AUGUCAACAUCCAUCAGUGAAACUCUGGUUCAGAGUAAGGGAUCCCUCAAUGGCGAUCGCUCCAACCUCAUUCCCUUCUCCUCGCGGCUUCAUAGUGGCCGCGCCCUAGCACAAGACGUGUGGUCAAUCUACAACGUGGCGAACCUCCCUGCAGACUGUAUCAACCUUGGGCAAGGGUAUAUGAACUUUCCACCCCCAAAAUGGGUCACAGACGCCGCAGAUGAAGCUCUCAGAUCGAUUUUGCCCAAUCACUAUUCGCACCCGAAAGGCCGCAUUCGUCUGCGGAACGCUAUUAAAGACUUCUAUCAGAAGUCCUUCAAUCGAGAUCUCGAUGUCGAGAGAGAGAUUCUUGUGACAAGUGGAGCAAACCAAGGACAGUAUUCCGUGUUCACUGCGUUCCUUGAGCAUGGAGACGAAGUGAUCAUGUUCGAGCCCUUCUUCGACCAAUAUCUACCAUCUGUCACAUUCAACGGUGGAACACCCAUUUACGUUCCCCUUCAUCCUCACUCCGAUGGUGCGUGGAGGAUCGACUUCGAUGAAUUGCGUCGUGCCAUCACUCCAAAAGCAAAAAUGAUCAUCAUCAACACCCCUCAUAACCCCGUUGGUAAGGUCUUCACGAGAGAAGAGUUAGAGAAAAUAGCUGCUCUCGCGGAGGAAUUUAAUCUCCUAGUGAUGGCGGAUGAAGUGUACGACUGCCUCGUCUUCGAUGGAAAGGAACAUGUCCGCUUUGCCUCGCUACCAGGGAUGUGGGACCGCACAGUAACUGUGUUGUCUGCUGGCAAGGCGUUCGCUGCCACAGGUUGGCGUGUAGGCUGGCUAAUUGGCCCACCAUCAAUCAUCGCCCCCACCCUCGCCGCCUGCACGCGAAUCGUGUUCUGUUCAAACUCUCCGCUACAGGAAGCUGCUGCUGCUGGGCUCGAGCAAGCCGCAGAACGCGGAUUCUUCGAGACUCAGCUUAAGGAGUAUCAGGAGCGGCGUGAUGUCCUCCUUAGCGCGUUCGACAAGCUUGGCUUGAAAUACAGUCUUCCCGAGGGAAGCUACUUUGUGCUUUUGGAUAUCUCACGCGUCAAGUUCCCUGAAGACUACCCCUUCCCAGCAUCGGUUCAGGGGCGAGGACGCGAUUUCAAGGCAUGUUGGUUCAUCGCACUUGAAAUCGGUGUAUCAUCUAUCCCUGUCAGCGAGUUCUUCUGUGAGGACCAUUGUAGCAUUGGUGAGAACUUUGCCCGCUUCGCAUUCUGCAAGGAUGUGGAGACACUCAGAAAGGCUGGGGACCGUUUGCAAGGUUUGGCGAAGUAUCUCGUGUAG
Molecule: messenger RNA, 1305 nt
Organism: Suillus paluster
Lineage: Eukaryota; Fungi; Basidiomycota; Agaricomycetes; Boletales; Suillaceae
Product: PLP-dependent transferase
Exons: 9
Coding region: 1-1305 (434 amino acids)
Biological process (GO): biosynthetic process
Cellular component (GO): cytoplasm; mitochondrion
Molecular function (GO): L-kynurenine:2-oxoglutarate transaminase activity; pyridoxal phosphate binding
Source: RefSeq, a predicted model, not a curated record